Messenger RNA from Colossoma macropomum (tambaqui), 5770 nucleotides. RefSeq names its product nuclear receptor subfamily 1, group I, member 2 (gene nr1i2). Gene Ontology annotation, molecular function: nuclear receptor activity; zinc ion binding; RNA polymerase II cis-regulatory region sequence-specific DNA binding. Bases 266 to 1582 code for a protein of 438 amino acids. The record is from RefSeq and is a predicted model, not a curated record. The transcript is spliced from 10 exons. Gene Ontology annotation, cellular component: nucleus. Lineage: Eukaryota; Metazoa; Chordata; Actinopteri; Characiformes; Serrasalmidae. Gene Ontology annotation, biological process: negative regulation of transcription by RNA polymerase II; cell differentiation; positive regulation of transcription by RNA polymerase II.
UUUGCCCGAAUACGGGUGGGUAAAAUUUCGCAGUUGUCAAGCGCCGCCGUGUCCACGUUGGUUUUACCUGCGAGAAGGACGAACUGCAAAACGGUCGAAAAUGCGAAAAGUGAGCCGCUCCGUCGUGCCUCGACUUUUAAGACACAAAUCGUGAUGGAAAUGUGAAGUUUGUACGCGGAACAUGGCGAAAGCUGUCUGUACGUGACAUGGUGAGUCCUGUUAAAGUGGACUCUGUGGAAAUUUGUCUCGAGACGAGCCGAGUGCGAUGCCUUCGUCUGAGUGUUUGCCAGGGUUCAGUAUGAGUAGGGAGAGUGAGGCGCGGUCACCACUGGAUGACUCAGAAGUGGAGGAGGUCUUCAGGGAGGACCUGGACGAGGAUGACGAGCCAAAAUUGUGUCAAGUGUGUGGAGACAAAGCUACAGGAUACCACUUUAAUGCCAUGACCUGUGAGGGCUGCAAAGGCUUCUUCAGGCGAGCCAUGAAGGGACCAGCCAAAUUCCGCUGUCCGUUCCAGAACAACUGCAUCAUCACCAAGAGCAACCGGCGCCAAUGCCAGUUCUGCCGGCUACAGAAGUGUCUCUCAAUCGGCAUGCUCAAGGAACUGAUCAUGUCAGACGAGGCUGUGGAGAAGCGGAGGAUGCUGAUCCGGAGGAAGAGGAUGGCAGAGGAGCCCGUCGUGCUGUCAGAGCAGCAAGAAGUUGUAAUUCAGGAGCUGCUGGAAGCGCACAGGAAGACCUUCGACUUGACCUUCUCCGACUUCAACCAAUUCCGGCCCAUAGACCGGGAUCAGAACCCCAUAUCCGAAUACAUUCAGGAGUCCAUCAACUCCCAGUCAGUGAGAGCAGAGAGGUCCAUCACCUCCCAGUCUGUGAGAGCAGAGAGGUCCAGAGAACCAGUGGUGAACCUUCUCCCUCACGGCUCCUGUUCCUCCAGCGUCUACCACCUAGAGGACGCAGAGAACGGUGACAAGGAAGGAAAAGCCGUGUUCACCACUCUGCCUCACAUCACCGACCUGAGCACCUAUAUGAUACAGAAUGUCAUCAACUACGCCAAGGUGCUCAAUCCUUUCAGGGCUCUGACUAUAGACGAUCAGAUAUCGCUGCUGAAGGGCGCCACCUUUGAGAUGGUACAGAUGCGCUUCAACAUGACGUUCAACGAGAACACAGGGAUGUGGGAGUGCGGCUCGCUGCGGUACUGCAUGGAUGACGCCAAGCGUGCGGGUUUUCAGCCCCACCUGCUGGACCCUCUGAUGAAGUUUCAUUUCACACUACGCAGACUACACUUAGAUGAGACGGAGUAUGUGCUGAUGCAGACGAUCUCACUCUUCUCACCAGAUCGGCCGGGUGUGACGCAGCACAGCGUCGUUGAUAAGUACCAGGAGAUGCUGUCCUUAGCGCUGAAGACCUAUAUUGAGACCAAGAGAAGUGGCCCAGAGAAAUAUUUGCUGUUCCCCAAGAUCAUAGCGUGUCUGACCGAAAUGAGGACUAUGAAUGAGGAAUACACCAAACAAGUCCUGCAGAUUCAGGACAUCCAGCCGGAGGUGUCUCCACUCAUGCUGGAGAUAGUGAGCAAAAACAGCUAACCCCGCCUCCACUCUUCACUCUCCAGCUGCCUCACUGUGGAUCAGACUUCAGCAACCAGCAACAGCAACGUCAGCCAGAGCUGCAGCUGAGUGUCACAUGUUCAGAUAACACCUUAUUUAUGGAUAUCCUUUCGUUCUUAAGGCGUUUUCAUACCUAGUUCGUUUGGAGGAGUUUCAGAUCCAGAGGCCAUUUCCUCCUGUUUGAUUGGUUUGGGCCAGUCAUGCUCAAAUGUGGACCAAAACAACUGGGCUGAGACCCUACUGAGAUGGUGGUCUUGGUCUGGUUUUAAACAAACCCCAGAGCAGUUCGUCUAAACACAAUCUGACUGAUCAAAAUUGGGUAAAAUGUGCAUAUAUUAGGAGGACUCUCUCAUUAUUAUCUUUAACAAACCCUCACAAUUUGCCCUUGAGGGAAUCCCCUUUGAGGGUCAGUGGAGCAGUGGACAGCUGUUAAUAAGCUAAGGAGGAGUUAUAAAAUACAUAAUGCUUAUUUUAUAUAAGUUGAGAACCUCUGUAUCUGUUUGGGCAAAGCAUUCUGACUCAUUUUGGUAUCUGAGCAUCCAUAAGCAUUCAUGAAUGGAUUUCCAGUCAACUGGAACAAAAAAGAAAAACAGAUUUCAACAGAAAUGAAACAUAGAGCUGUGCCUUACCAUUUUAAAUGACAGCAAAUAGCACCUCGAGCGGUUAACCGAGUUCAAGUAUCCAUGCACAUCCCUAGAAAUCUGUGACCACUGAUACAGAUCCCCCAGGACAUCACUUCAACUGGCUAAACUGUGCUUGCUGCUAACAGUAAGCACUCCUGUUGAAUAAACUGCUCCACCCUGGACACUACAUCCCCUACGCAGCAAUGGCCACUUGUGAUUUCUGAACUGUGAGGAGAAGUGAACAAGUAUGUGUUAAGAGCACCAAUGAAAUCCUACUACACUGUUGUUUGUGGGUAAACAGGCUACUUCAGUUCAGUGUGUUGAAGAUUGACCUGGACCAGUGAAUAAGUACUUGGGCAGAUGACUCUGCCAGCUGCUCAAGGAAUACAGGAGUAUGUGGUCAUUUUAGGCUGUUGUAGAUGCUCCAUUUUCAAUUCUCCAGGGGAAAAAUUGUUACUGCCCUCCAAAAUGUCCACAUGGUGUGAAAUAAUACAGUCUAGUUCACUUAAAAUUUUGCCAGAUCAAUGCAACUGACCCAGUAGAGAAUUGUUAGGCAAACGGAUUACAGGUCUGAAAACGCCUUUUGUUUCAUAGCUAGAGGGCAGAACUGGACAUGGUCAGGCCUUUUUCACUUCUAUGCAUUUACGAGGUGAAAUUUCAGUGUUAGCAGUGUGCUGCCAUCUAGUGUUCUGGAGCAGUACAGCUGAACUUCUUACAGCACAGAAUUACAGAUAUGCAUGCUGUUUGCUUUAUGUUCAGAAAAAUGAGUCUGGAUAUCAAAAGUGUAUUUUGACCAUGUCAAAGCGUUAAAAAAAUCCAGUUUAUUGAUUUGUCUACAAGCUAUUUUGGUCUCUAUUCAGACUAGCAGUUUAUGUCUAAACAACGCAGCUGUUACACCAGCAAUCCAGUCCAGUUCAAGAUGGACGAAUGCAACUGAAACACAUCCUCCUUAAAAAAAGGCACUCUUUACCUUUUGAUGAUGUGAGAAUUAGAGAACAAAAGUGAGAUUUGUCAUCACCAGAGUGCCUUUUAUCAACCAUCUAAAGAAUAUGAGAUAUGAUAUAUGAUAUAUGAUACUUGCGCCCUCUAGCUAUUUAACUACAUUCACACAUAAUGUACUUUCAGGGAAAUUAUGUUUCCAACAUCAGCCAAGAUCUACGUGUGCAAGACUGUCCGUCAUGUAGCACUGGAUGUUCUAACACUCAGAAGUGACCUGCUAGUAAGCAUCACUUCCAAGGAGGUAUAAAUCCCACCAAAGCCAGAUGAGAAUGAGCACCGUGAGUCUGUGGACUGCUGAAUCUAAACUACCUACAAAUUUAGCACAUCCUGUGAAAAUGUAUUUUUAUCUCGUUGGUUUUGACUAUCUGAACUGACAGGGUAGCUUCUUGCUAUGCCAAAUGUAUAUAAUGCUGAAUCUUCGUAAAGCACAUGUUUUAUGCUGUAGAACAAUCACAGAGAAUAAUCACGUUCCCUUCGUGCCCUUGCCUUUGGAGAACAAACCUCAAGAUGUAUGUUAUUUUCAUAUCAUAUGUACUGGAUCUGGUAUGACAGUAGAUUUGAUGCUGCACCACUCAGUCAUCAGGUGUUGGGGAAGGAUGAAUGUGUGUGUGAAAUGUAGGUCAGUCAUUUUCAUGUGAUGAAGCAAAAUAACCACGUAGACAUGACAAGGCAAGGUUUACUAGUAAGGGUGUAACAGUAUACUUUUGAUUUUCAAUACUGAGUACGCGAUUGGAUUUUGUUCAAAAAAAUUUGAAUGAACAAAAAAAUGAAGACUGUAUCUGUGGUGUUGCACAACUUACUAAUGAGACUAGUAGUCUUUAGUAGCUCUCUGAACCAGAAACAGUUACAAUUCAUUCCACGAGAUUAGUGCCAUGAUAAUUCAGAAAUUCAUGUCAAGAAAUCAGUUUUUCAUCCCCUGCAGUCUCAACUGCAUAUUACUCUAACCAAAAAUCAGAUUUUUUGUGCCAAAUAACACAGAAUUUUAAUCCCUGUUAUCAAAGUUAGACUAAUUUACACAGUUUUUCUGUGAAUGUUGCACAAAAAAAUUCUCUGUCCAAUUUGUGCGAUGAGGUGGACGUAAUGCUCGACAGACCCUGUCAAAAAAGAAAAACACAAUUUCAUUAUUGAGUUACAACAGAAUUUACCAGCGGUUGAACUCCCUUAAGCUCCCCUGAAGGCUUAAAUUGUCACUUGUCAUAUCUUAAUUUAAUGCAACUAGAUUAUUUUUUUGUCUAAAUAAGUUGGUGUGACGAGAGAAGCAAAACUCAAGGAUAGUUUUGCUCCUCUCUGAUUUUUUUUCUUAAAAUCAGUGUUUUUAUAUUACAUGAUAUAUGAAGUAUCAAUACACAAACAUAUAUAUUAGAGCGUGGCAAAGGUUUGAUGACUUUUAUUUUGUAAUUUGAAAUGGCGCUUCAGUGACUGUCUAUAAGGACAUGAAAAUGCCCAUAUACAUAAAAAUAUAUAUUAAUGAAUAUGUUCAAGCUUGAAAGACACUUACAAGCAAAUUUCUGUCCUUUAUAUGUUGCCUCAAAUGUCAUGGACUGAAAUGGCUCAUUAGUGAUAUCAGACAUACUGACAAAUGGCAAUGGUUUUCACUAUUCUGUUAAAAACACUAUGAUGAUCCUAAAAAAAACAUGGAAUUAAGAGAAAAAUCUCCUGCAUUGCACCUGAAAUCAUUUACACUUUAGAAGAAUGAUUUGGCAAAUAUUUUCCACCCAGUCAAUCAACCAAGACAUGUUUAGAGUCCAAAUUCUGCUUUUUAAGUUUGGCUACAAGGCUAAAGUUGCUAACAAACACUCGAAAUCAAUAGUCACCCAAAUCUUUUCAGUAAAUACAUGCCCAAAAACGUCUCUCAACCCACUUAAACUGCAUCAGGAGUUUCAUUAAGAUUCAGGACAAAGUAUGACAUACAGUGAGUAUUAAAAUAAACAAAACCUCACCGUGUGACUUAAUGCAGCAGGCAGAUACUUUAAACAACAGGUGCCUCCCUGCAGAAUUUCAAUCCCCUUCUCAUGCACACAUAUAAUGCAGGUGUAUGGAUGCUAGAAUACAUUAGAGAUUUCUGUUUUUAUGUUUAUAUAUCACUCAACAAUAGUUUGUAGAAAAUGUUUGUAUUAUUUGUGCCAGGCAUUGUGUCUCACAGCUUCUAAUCACUGUGGUCUUGCUUUGGCAAUUCAAUCAAUGUUGCCAUUACUGUCUGACCUCUGUAUCGAAAAUGUAUCAUAUCAUGGAGAAAACACUGCGAUACAUAUCAAAUCGUUUCAUCCCUAUUUGCAGCCUUUGGUGCUCAAACAAUACAACUGCAUUGUUCAUAGAGUUAAUAGAAUGCGUCUGAUAUUGUUCAUCUCUGUGAUGUGCACAGUCACAUUUAUGUAUCAUGAUGUAUUGUUACACCCUUACUAAAGGUGAGCCCAUGCUGUGUGUGGUUCACGUUACCAGAUUAACAGUUAGCAAAAUUGUACCAGAUCCAGGAACAUCUACAAUGACCUCAUGAAAGUAAAAGCCAUUAAGGUAACUCGAAAACAAGAAAUAUAUAUAUAUUAUA